Molecule: messenger RNA, 4424 nt
Organism: Gadus morhua (Atlantic cod)
Lineage: Eukaryota; Metazoa; Chordata; Actinopteri; Gadiformes; Gadidae
Gene: klf5a
Product: Kruppel-like factor 5a
Biological process (GO): regulation of transcription by RNA polymerase II
Molecular function (GO): RNA polymerase II cis-regulatory region sequence-specific DNA binding; DNA-binding transcription factor activity, RNA polymerase II-specific
Source: RefSeq, a predicted model, not a curated record
CCAGCGGCCCGCCCCUGCCUGUCACAGAUACAAAACCGUCUGGCCCACAGCGAGAUGAAACAAGUGGAGGGGAUGUAGCAGUAGCAGACAUACAUUCGUGAGAAACCCAAAUAAGCGCUCUGGCGUUGCUGUGGUUGUGUUGUUGCUUUCUCCGUCGCCCAGAUUGCGCUGAGAUUUUUGGGAUUUUUUAAGCUUCCAAUUUUGCAAAUCGGAAGCUGCUCUGGUGUAAGUAAAGGUGUCUGCACAGGAGCUCAAUGGCCGCGACGCUAGCGAUGAGCGGUGGCGGCCAGGACGAGCCCUUCUACCCGCUACUGAAAUCCACCAUCCCGGACGACUUCUCCUUGGAGGAGUCCGCCCUUUUCGGCUUGGACUCCAAGAUCACGGAUGCUGAGCGGAAUGGCCACAAUGAAUACAUCCAGACCAAGUGUGAGCUGGACAGGUAUCUGUCCCAGGUGCCUCUGCCCCCCCUGUCCGACGGCCUGCAGCAGCAGCAGAAGUCGCGGCGGGACAGUGUGUCCAACAUGGACCAGUUCUUCAGCGACGACCAGGCCUUCGCUCCAUACACCCUCAACAUGAACCUUUACCUGCCCGACGUGGCCUACCUGCGCAUGGGCUUGUGUCGGCCGACACGCCUCCCUCAACCUCUCCCCCAGCAACCUCACCCCCAGCAACCUCACCCUCAUCCCCAGCAGCAGCAGCAGCAACAGCAGGCCCACGCAGGUCUGGCCCAGGUCAAAACGGAGUCCUUCUCUUCCGCUCUCCAGCCCCACUGUACUGAAACCUCCCCGACCGCGAGCAGCGGCACUGGGCCAAUGCCCAUGGAAGCGUCCGCCAUCGCCAUGACAUUGCCAGGGUUACUGGAGUUCACCAGUGCUUUUAGCCAAUCGGAAGUGGGCGGUGACGAUGCCAUGUCGGGCGUCUUUGUCAAGCAGGAGGUCCCGUCACCGUUUGAGCAGCAGCACCACCACCAUCACCAUCAUCACCACCACCACAAUAAUCACCAUGACAACAGCGGCUCGUUGUUUCAACUCCUCAACUCUGAUUUGGACCAUCACCAUGGCAACGGGGUGGACGUCCAGACACAGCAGCAGCAGCAGCAGCAGCAGCAUCAUCAUCGCCUUCAUCAGACACAGAGCGCGGGUCCCCUGUCGGUCCACACGUCGUUCCAUGAUAUGUCCGUGCCUUCCUCCACGUCUCAGCAGCAGCAGCAGCAGCAGCAGCAGCAGCAGCAGCAGGCAUCCACAGCCAAGCCAAACUACUGCGGCCUAACCGGUGGAGCCUAUGUCCACGCCCCCGCCGCACACCCACAGUUCCAACCGCAGCAGCAGGUGCCCUACCUGCCCCCCUCCCCUCCCAGCUCCGAGCCAGGCAGUCCCGACAGACAGAAGGAGCUGCUCCACACCAUGUCCCCCCCGCCCUCCUACGCGGCCACCAUCGCGUCCAAGAUGGCGAGUGGGAGCCCCCCCAUCCUGUGCACAAGCCCGGGGACCAUGGCCCUGCCCCUGGGGGCUGGCCCCACCCAAGCCCCAGGCCCGGCCGCAGGCCUGACGAGCUCCGGCCCAGACACCGUUCUGGGUCUGGGUACGGCCGAGACCGGCACCUCCCCCAGCUCUGGCUCCUCCUCCACCAUGCCCAUCCGCUACAACCGGAGGAACAACCCUGACCUGGAGAAGAGACGCAUCCACCACUGUGACUACCCAGGCUGUAAAAAGGUCUACACCAAAUCAUCUCAUCUGAAGGCUCAUCUUCGGACCCACACGGGUGAGAAGCCUUACCGCUGCACGUGGGACGGCUGUGACUGGCGGUUCGCCCGCUCGGACGAGCUUACCCGUCACUACCGCAAGCACACGGGUGCCAAACCCUUCCAGUGCGGCGUGUGCUCCCGCUCCUUCUCACGCUCCGACCACCUGGCGCUGCACAUGAAGAGACACCAGAACUAACACACACACACACACACACACACACACACACACACACACACACACACACACACACACACACACACACACACACACACACACACACACACACACACACACACACACACACACACACACACACACGUGCAAACACACACACACACACACACACGUGCAAACCUACCAAUGCAUACACAUUGAAAAGGACAGGGACAUGUACACACACACUCAAGCGCAGGAUAAAGCAUACUCGUGUACAGCCUGGGAACCAGAUGAAUCUGCAAGCUCAGGUUUUACUUGCUCUGGCAUAUGCGUCUGGCCCCCCUCCUGUUCAGACAGAUUUCCAGCAGACAUGGCCCGGGUCGGGCCAAUCACAACCGCUCACUAAUAUUGGGUGAGGUUUAAUUGGAUGACGUACAGAGGAGCAACCAAGAUGGCUGCCGCUGAUGUGCGCCAUGUUUCGUUGUUCUGAUUGGUUUUAGGUCUUUCCAAUUUCGUCCAGACCCAUUUCGGUCUGCCCCUGUUGAUAAUGACUCUUGGAAAUCGAAUAAUGAACUGAAAGGUUCUAGACUAUUAUGCAUUUGGGAAUUGGUCUGGUGAUGUCAGGCUAGUACACACAUACACACACUGUACACACAUGAUGUUCACACAUACACUGUACACAUACACAAGCACUAUCAGAAAAUAUGCCAUCCAAAUGUAUAAAUCAGGAAAUGAUAAACCUCCCACUGUCAAACACGUGAUAAAAGCUUUUAGUGGCCCCACAUGUUUUAUUCUCAUGUUCUCAAAAUAGUUGGUUGUUUUCUUAAGAAAUGGUCUGGGAAAAUAACCUGUCAGAGCGUGGUCACCCAUACCAACCGAUGAAUUAGUAAGGUUUUAUGAGAGAAGGGGGGGAGAAAUUAAACCAAAACAAAAGUUAAACAAGCUAUUAUUUGUAGUUACAUUUAGAACUGGAAUACGACUGGAAGCUUAUGCUCUCUUCAGACUUAGCUUUGUGUUUGUUAUUUUGUAUUAAAGGGAAGUGUGUGUUUCUUUUUGCUAGGACAGCCAAAAGUUUGUUUACCUUUUUUUUUUUUUUGUGCUUUUGUUUGUUUUUUGUAACUGGAAAAAUCCAGAACCUCUUUUUGUUUUGUUUUAAAUUUUUAAUUUGCACUUGAAAUGGUUGACUUGUCAAAGCUCAUUAGACUACAGAACUCAGUUACCACUGGAAAACACGAAACACAUUUCUAAUGACUUAGAUUCCUCUGAAGAUGCAAUUCACUGGACACUAAACAGACCAUCCCUCUUUACAUUCUUCAGAAUAUGAGGCAUUUAUAAUAACGAGACGACAAGGGACAAAGAAAAGUAAAGAGAAUAGAGUGAGAGCAAUGAAGGCGAGGAGGAAUUUUAAGAAGGAGAGUAGAGUUAAGCAUUAAAGAGGGAAAGGGGGGGGGGGGGAGAGAGCAAGAGUGAGAGGUGGAGCCGAGGGACGUUGAAAGACAAAGUGGAGGCGUUUAGUUGCUAAUGGGGUGCAAUUACGUGGUGAAUUAUUUAGCUUUUGUCCUCCGGACGUGCGUUGAAGAAAAUGUCAGUGGAACCCAUAGCCGUACUUUAUAGAUACUCUCCUAAUAGACACAGAGUUAAACAAACAUGUCCUUAUUUGUUGCACAAGCACCAGGUAGCCAUGGAGUAUUUAAAAAGAAAGAUGGAGGGCGGGGCACGAUAUGUCCACGGAAAAUGUUUUCCUUUGUUGUUUUUUUACGAGAACAUUCUUCAUUGUUAACAUUCUUCUACGUCAAUAACGUGUUGUUUUAUGUUAAGUCCCUCGUUUUCUGCAUUAGAAAAUACUCUCAACAAUGGCUGAUGAAUUGAAAGUUUUCACGGUGCUUAAUUUAUCGAUAUUUAUAAUAUCGGGAUAAUGUGUUCUGUUUUUGUAAUCCAUUUGGUACCAUAUGAAUAAUGAUUUAACUGGCCUUGUGGUUAGGAAGAGUUCACCCUCUGAAAUAUUUAUAAUCACCAAACAUCUUUGUGUUGCUUUAUGAUAUGAGCAAAUCUAAUGGCAAUUGUACUCUACACCAAAGCUUGGGUUCAUUGUUUAAUUAAGGCUGCCUCUGUGAUUGUUUCUUUACAAAGGACAGCUUAGAACUAAUGCAGCACUGUAAAGUAUCAUGGUAAAUCUGACUAUUUAUUGAAUGAGUAGAAGUGGGGGAUAAACAAGGUCAACCAAUUCUGCCCAACUAAAACGCCUUAAUGUAAAUAUAUGCACUGUAAAUAUCUAAAUGACUUUCUUUCCUUUUUUAUUUUGAACAAAAGGGCCAGCGAAAAAAUGCCCCGCAUCCCAAAAACUAUUCGAGCCCUUACUUUUUUCUUAACAGAUAUUUUAAUAUCAUUUUUUUAUAUUGUCCUUUAAACAACCUAGUUCGUAGUUAAAUUUUUCUUUUUAGAGAAAUACCUUCCAAAGACAAAAGUUGUUUUUCUCCAACUGUAGCAAAUUCUAAUAAAGUCAACUGACUCUUUUACAAAUGA